Annulohypoxylon truncatum is the source of this 708-nucleotide messenger RNA. RefSeq lists its product as uncharacterized. Bases 1 to 513 code for a protein of 170 amino acids. The transcript has 3 exons. Lineage: Eukaryota; Fungi; Ascomycota; Sordariomycetes; Xylariales; Hypoxylaceae. The record is from RefSeq and is a predicted model, not a curated record.
AUGAAAUUCCUCAACUUCAUUAUCCUUGGCUCUUUGGCCACCUUUACCUCAGCAGAUGGCGGUUAUGCAAGCCACUGCAAGAACAUGACCCUCGUUAACGAAAAUAAUCAAGCAGGCCUGAGGGCUUACUGCGAAGGAAGCUCCGGUGGCUCCCAGUGUAGCAUCCUCCCCCUAAACCUCUGCUACUCUUCAGAUGCGGGCAUAGUUAAACCGCAAGACAGGGGAGACCUUAGCAAACGAUGUCCUCCCAAACGCGCCAAGCUUAAUAGCACAAUACUAAGCAGUGGAUGUCAUAAAUGGGGAUCCAGGAAGACACACCUGAUGUGGACCGAUGUCGACACCAAUGAGCUUAUUAUUUCAGAAAAUGGUAUUCUGAAAUGCUUUGGCAACCGGGCCCUUACCCCUCCUGACUGCGAACAGAGACCGGCGGGAUCUGGUACAGAAGGUAAUGAUGUGCCCAUUGUCCUAGUCGCUUUCUUAUGCAUUUUAUUGCCAGCGAUCAUGUUGUGGUGAGAGAAAGCGAGAAGACAGAGCAUUAGAAGGUUCGUAUGAUGUGGAGUAGCUUCUUAUAGAUGGGAUGGAAUGACCAAAGGCCUUCCUGCGCUUGGUAGAGGAUGGAUCUGCUUUAUUUUCCGAUCACGGAUAUGGAACGGAUGCGUAAGGCCUAAUAACCUAGGUAAUUCUCGAUGGCAAUGAAAAUGAUCUAAU